Athalia rosae (coleseed sawfly) is the source of this 602-nucleotide messenger RNA. RefSeq lists its product as uncharacterized. The coding region runs from base 114 to 530 and encodes 138 amino acids. The record is from RefSeq and is a predicted model, not a curated record. Lineage: Eukaryota; Metazoa; Arthropoda; Insecta; Hymenoptera; Athaliidae. The transcript is spliced from 4 exons.
CCGUACGUUCCACAACAGACUCCACGGUCGAACGCGCGACGCACAGCCGAAAUCAGCAGCACCGCGAAAAUUCAAACUUUGAAGUUACGUAGAAAGUUAUUGUUGGACCGAUCAUGAAGCUCGCAGUUUCUCUCCUCGUCGCCGCGUUGUGCCUUUGCCAGAUGGCGGCGGCCUACAGCACUCUGAGCAACAAAUUGAGCGACGCCAAGAUCGACUCGAUGCAGCAGAUAAAUUCGAUCGUGAAUCCGACGCUCGCGAGCAUCGAGCGAGCGACGAAGGAAUCGACGGCGGCGGGCAAGGACGCUACGCGUUGUUACACCCAAGCAAAAUCUGAACUCCGAACCUACAGUCUGGACGGAUUCAGCGCACUGGACACGUGUCGUCGCAACGCUCUCAACGCUUAUCCGAUCAGCAACGAAUCCGCGAUACUCAGCCACGCAAUCACCUGCAACCGCGGGGUGGUCAUCAAAGUCAGAGAUGGUACCUGGGAGGUACAACGAGAAUCCAAUCGUUGCAUAGCCGCACUUUAGAUAUCGAUAUAAUAACGAUGUAACUAAUCACAUAUUUAUUGAUCUACAUAUAAUUAAACGUUGAUUUUUAUA